Messenger RNA from Adineta steineri, 1227 nucleotides. The record is from the annotation of a GenBank genome assembly. NCBI's taxonomy places the organism in Eukaryota, Metazoa, Rotifera, Eurotatoria, Adinetida, Adinetidae.
AUGGUCUUGAAUGGAGCGGCCGCUGUUGGAGCGGCAGUACAUGGGACUGCUGUUGGCGUUGCCGGUUUAGUGGCAAACGAUAAGGAUCUUCUUAAUGCUGCUGGGGAUAUUUUUGUAAUAAGUGGCGAGGCAGCCAAGAAAGUCGGCACCGGAGUGGUGGACAACGUCAACGGCAUUCUUAAUAGUACACCAGGUGUGGGACACAUUAAAGGAGGAAUCCAUGACCUUUGUGGUGAUGAUGAGGGUGCAAGGAAGGCCUAUUUUGCAGCCAACAGAAUGGUUGGAGUGAUUGGUGGGGCGGUUGCAGGUAGCAUUGGCGGACCAGCUGGUGCAAUUGCUGGCGGCAUAGCUGGUGGUGCUGCAAUGGAUGGCGUCCACACUGGAUAUGCAUCGCUUCAAGAUGACAAAUACAGUCCACAGGGUCAGAUUGCAGCUUGGACGCAGGUGCUCACAGCUGAAAAUGGUGAAGAUGUUGUUGACGGCCUUGUACAUGGAAUUGUUACACCUGUCUUCGACGGAAUCGUCGGCUACAAAAUUGGGAAAGCGGUUAAUGCCCUUGAAGGCCAAAGUCCGCAGGAAACAAUCGCUGGUGGAGGCGAGAAAGAGGGGUAUGUACCACAAAAGCGAAAAUUAGAUUACGACAGUGCCAAGAGAAGACAGCUUAAUGAUGGAACUGCAUAUAAAGCUGUCGAUCACCCAGAACACUUCCCGAAAUCUGCGUCGGCCACUGCCACAGUUGUCCAAGGAAGUGCUGGAAGAUUUGCGGACAAUCCAAACCAUCCAAACAAUCCGUAUCAAGACUUUGACGGUCCCGACUCGAAUGAGACUGCCGACACCAUUUCGUCAGAUUCUGUAAAAGAGACCUGGGAGUACGAAGCCGUUAAGUCGGUCGGAAAAACGUACGGUCUCAGGAGCAAAGUCGUCAAGCUGCCUAGUGGAUGUAAUGGGCGUGGGAUGCAACUUCUCAUUGAAGACAACAACCGCAGCGUCACUUUGAUUCAGCACGCUGGAGAUAAACAAUACGGUUUAUUCAUUGGAUCGCCGGAAGAGCAAGCCUAUGAACUACUGAGGACAGUCGGAAAGAAUAUCAAUGAAAAUACCGAAACACUGAACUUGCUUGGAUGUCAUGUCGAUAAAACUUUUGCACAACACGUUCAAUCCUACCUCAAUGCAGAUGUCCGCUACCACCACAUUACAGUUCAAGUUCUUCAGGUAACAAUAUUAUAA